AUGUGUUUUGUUGAUGGUACCUUACCGAAGCCAACUGGUGUAACAGAGGCUAUAGCAUGGGAUCGUGCUAAUAACAUGGUAUGUGGUUGGAUCUUGAGGUCCUUAGGACCUGCUACUGCUAAGAGUGUCUUACUAUUGCGAAUUGCUAGAGAUGCGUGGAAGGAUUUGGAGGACAGAUUUGGCCACUCCUCAGUAGCUCAACUUUAUUCUCUUCAACAAGAGCUUUUAAACAUGAGUCAGGGAAAUGGUGAUAUCUCAACAUUCUUUACAAAGAUGAAAGUCUUGUGGGAUCAAUUGGAUGAUGCAAAUCCAAUUCCAUAUUGUGAAUGUGGUGCCUGCACAUGUAACUUGACAAAGAAAUUCAUGAAGAUACAACACGAUCAACGUUUGGUGCACUUCUUGAUGAAGCUCAAGGAGGCAUAUCAACAAGUUCGAUCUAACGUUCUAAUGAUGGAAGUUGAUGCACCACUUGAAGGAGAUAAUGCCCUUGGUCCAACCAACAGAAGGUUCACUGGCAACAAACUAGAGAAUUUCUACAAAGGGAGUUCUAGUUCAGGAAUGCCUUCAACUGAGGAUUCGGAAAGUCUGAUGGAGUGA
Molecule: messenger RNA, 597 nt
Organism: Spinacia oleracea (spinach)
Lineage: Eukaryota; Viridiplantae; Streptophyta; Magnoliopsida; Caryophyllales; Amaranthaceae
Exons: 2
Coding region: 1-597 (198 amino acids)
Source: RefSeq, a predicted model, not a curated record